GGUUUAUUAUUAUUAUUAUUCUUCAAAUCUUAAGUCUACAUACAUGAUUAGAUUUUAUAUGCUGUGGUUUGUAAAUUGCAAAUUGUAAACAUUUUGAGGGAUACAUAUAACAAACUUUUCUUUUUUAACUAUUAUUGAUAUAUCAUGGAAACCAAUACAUGGUGUUUAAAAAAUAUAAAAACUGGGGAAAUCAUUUCUAUCUCGAAGUCUGUAUUUAGAGUGGGCAGAAAUAUAAAUGCUGAUUUAACUUCACUUACUAAUUCACUAUCAAGGAAUCAUGCUACAUUUUCUAUUUUAAUAGACGGUUUGCUUUAUCUUCAAGACAAUAAUAGCUGUAAUGGAACUUUUGUUAAUGAUCAGAAAAUUCAGUCCAUGGAAAUGAUAUUAAUUCACGAAGGAGAUACCAUUGGAUUUGGCUGUUGCGAAGAUCUUUGUAAAGAUCGAAAUUUUGAUACUCCUCCUUUAAUAUUCACAGUUUUGAAAAAAAAUAAUGAAGCACCAGGGACGGUCCUCAAGACAAAGGAAGAAGUGCAAACAGUGAAAGGUGAAUUUUCCUCAAUUCCAGAUUGUAUAAUAAUUUCGGACGAGGAAGAUGAUACAGAUCUAUUUAGUAAUAGUCAGAUAUAUAAAAUUUCUGAAAAAAUAAAAAGUGAACAGACGGCAGUGAAUGAAAAUGCGGAUCCAUAUUACAAUAUCAAGCAGGAACUUGAAGAUUUGGAUUGUUGUGAUAAUAAUAACCAAUAUAUAGUUGAUUUAACUGAAGAGGAAAACUGUUUUAAUAAGACAAGUGAUCUUUUAAAUAUUUUGGAAUCACCAAUACAGACAAGUACACAUACAGUCUUGAAUGAGGAAAGCUGCUUGCCUUCUAAUCAGAAAUACAAGACACCUCCAAUUAUAGAACCACAUUUUGUUAAGAAAAAAUUAAAAAAACAUGAUUCUACACCAGACAAUGAUAAAUUUAAAAAACAAAAUGACAAUAUUGGAAACGUUAAGUCCACUUCUAAAAGAAAGAUUGUUAUAUCAAGCCCACUUGUUAAGAAGAAACCAAGAAGUAGCAAUUUAUUAACAUCAAAAUGUGACAAGAAGUCAAUUGAAAAAGAGUUUAAUAAAAGGAGCACACAUAAAAGUCCUUCCGAUAAAAAAAAAUGUAAUGAUGAAAAUAAAAAUGCCAUUUUAGAAGAACGAAAAAAAAAGUUGAAGGAAAUAGCAAAUAGCAAUGAAAACUCCCACAGCAUCAAAGUAAAAACUGCUAAACAUAGGGCAAAAGUAAAAAAUUCUAGUAGUAGGGGAAAAUUUUUACUGGAAGGUUGCACAAAUCCACAAAAAAAUGUUGAUAAUACAGAACCUGUUCCAUCUACAUCUAAAACCAUGUCAGAACAUACGAAAAUGCAAACUGAAGAUCGAAAAAUACAAGAUACUACGAUUACUAGCAAUUUUAGCCCUAAAGAUGACUGUGCCAGACCGAAAAGCUUGGUAAAAUUUGCUAACCAGACAUCACACGAUUGUCAAGCUCCUGAUUCGACAUUUAUUGAAAACAGAUCGGGAAUAAUUUGGAAAACAGCGACAAACCUUCCAGGCUACUUGACUAAAAAUGUCCCUAAAAAUGUAACCAUUGAUGAUGGUAUAUGCAGACUUGUACAUUGGUCUGUAAACUGGCUAAUGGAACAAAAUAAUAUUGAUAGAAGUCCUCCCGUGAAUGGUGAGGUACAGCCUAAGCGGAUGCCUUUACAUUUUAAGAGUUUUUCGGAAUACGUUGAUACAGUUAGUGCUUUAACUAUGCUUGAAGUUUGGCAGUAUGUUUAUCAAAUGUUGUACAGUAAAGAUGAAGAGAGGUCACCUAUCAAGAUAUUUUUAAAUCAUAAGAGGAUUGUUGGUAACCUGACAUAUUUAGAUUGUGAAUGUUACCUGUCGGAAGAAAAUGUGAGAAACAAUACAAUACCUAGAAUGGAUGAUUUUGCAUUAAUUGAAUUGAAAUUAAAAGAUUCGAUGAAUUCUUAUAUGUAUACUGGUUUUGCAUACAUUAAAUUUUGUAAACGAAAAUAUCUAAAUGGCUCCACCCAAAUUGAUAAUCAUAUUGCUGCCCUUUGUUCGGGAAAACCAAAUGUAAAUUUAACAUUUAGUAUGGUGACGAGAAGUCUUGGAAAUAAAGACAUAAUAGGAAAACAGGUUAUGAUGAAAGUUAUCGCAAAUAUAGGAAGUUCCUUGAAAUUAUUGAAAAGUGUAAAGUAUUUAGAAACAUCGCCUAUUGGUAAAAAUAUUUUAUUACCUAAAAUUGAAGAUUUCAGAGUAUCGUCAGACGAUCAAGAUCUUAUUGUAGAGGUCAAUUUAAAUAAAGAACAAAAAGAAAUUGUAUUAGAAGCGAGCAGUUUAUGUUUAGGAAACAUUCCAAAAUUGUAUUUAAUUAAGGGCCCUCCAGGUACUGGCAAGUCGACUGUUGUAGUUAAUAUUGUUUUACAAAUUAUAUUACGCAGUAUAAAAGAUAAUACCAAAGAACCUCCAUUGAUUUUAUUAUCAGCCCCAUCUAAUACAGCAGUUGAUGGAUUGAUAUUGAAAUUAGCAGACACGAGGAAGAAAUUACCAGAAACGCAAAGAAGACAUAUGAAGAUGAUACGUUUAGGACCAGAAUCCAGUAUCAGUACAAGUGUCGAUAAAUUCAAAUUAAGUUCAUUGGCACGAAACCACAUUUUAAAGGAACAUAGGUUAACCAGUUCACAGAAAUACAAAGAUGCUCUAAAUAAGGGUAUUGAUAUAGAUCAUUUUUUAAAAAAUCACUUUGGACACAAUUAUUAUUAUGAAAUGAAAUGUGCUGAAGAUAUUUUACUUUUUGGUAGUAACAUAAUUUGUACUACUUUAAAUAGUAGUGUUGGCCCCAGGAUAUUAGAAGGCAAAAGGAGGGAUAGACUAAAAUUCACUUGCUGUAUUGUCGAUGAAGCAACUCAAUGCACUGAACCUGAGUCGUUGCUACCCAUUCAGUUGGGAAUUGAAAAAAUUGUACUUGUUGGAGAUCCCCAACAGUUACCUGCAGUUGUAUGUAAUAAAGAAGCUCAACAACUAGGAUAUGGAAGAUCUUUGUUUGCUAGAAUAGACGAAAAUUUCGCGAAUGAUGUUAACAGUCCGAUAAGGAUGUUAUGUGAACAAUAUCGAAUGAAGAGUGAAAUAUGUGAAUACCCAAAUAAGACAUUUUAUAAUGGAAAAUUGAAAUCAUUUCCCAUACACAUUAAUAGGGUUAUACCGGAAUUAAAACCCUAUUUGUUGUUUAACAUUCUCAAUACCGAAAAUGAGGAUGAAUCGCCAUACAGGAAUUCUCAGGAAGUCGGACUAAUUUAUAGCCUAUUAGGAACAUUAAAGAAAUUCAUUAAAGCUAAUUGUAAAUACACUAUUGGCAUCAUCACUCCAUAUAGAGCUCAAAAAGAAUUUCUUUUGGGACAGAUAGCCGGAGUCAAAUUUAAUGAAAAUGUUACAGUUACUGUCAAUACUGUUGAUAGUUUCCAAGGAAUGGAAAAUGAUGUUAUAAUCAUAUCUUGUGUCAGAUAUGCUCCCAACAAUUUUUUACAAAAUGAACAAAGAUUAAAUGUAGCACUGACGCGGGCUCGUCAAGCAUUAUACAUCAUUGGAAAUUAUUCAUUGUUUAAGCAUUGUCAGCCACUGUACGAUUUACGUGAAGAUGCAAAAAAAAGAAGAUUGUGUAUUGAUAUUAAAGAGUUUUGUAAAAAUAUUGACUUUUCCAAAUUUAUAUUUAAAUUAUAAUUUUAAGUUUAGUUUUUAA
Molecule: messenger RNA, 3766 nt
Organism: Anoplophora glabripennis (Asian longhorned beetle)
Lineage: Eukaryota; Metazoa; Arthropoda; Insecta; Coleoptera; Cerambycidae
Product: probable helicase senataxin
Exons: 14
Coding region: 145-3747 (1200 amino acids)
Biological process (GO): termination of RNA polymerase II transcription
Cellular component (GO): nuclear body
Molecular function (GO): transcription termination site sequence-specific DNA binding; protein binding; helicase activity
Source: RefSeq, a predicted model, not a curated record